AUGGGUAAUUCACUUGGAACAUCGACAAACGGUCCGAUUAUCAGUGUUGAGGAUGCAAGAGCUCACAUUUCCGACGAGGAGUACAGGAGGCUCCAUGCAGCUUUUGCUGGUUUCAAGAAGCCAUUCAUCACUUUUGAUGAAUUCUGUUAUCACGUACUCGGUGGAGCUCCCAUUCCAGAGGACAAGCAGAAGGAACUAUUCAAGUUUUGUUCAAGGAAUGCUGACACCUUAUCUUUCGAGAACUUAUUAACAGCCCUCGUUGGUCUCUGUCGUAUAGAGCAUGUUCAAGAGCAUUUCAUUGAAGAAUGUAAGGAGUUUGCAUCAUGGGGUUUGAGACCUCCGCUGCUUACCAUACCGAUGAGUGAUUCGUACAUAUCGUUUUACGAGGUGAUGUCGUAUGUCACACAUUUGUCCGUUGAAGAAGUUAUGGAGUUAGAGAAAGUCUUUGCCACAAUUAGUGAUCGAUCCGUUUGUAAACUAUCCAAGGACCGAUGGGACGCGGCGCUAUGCAACUGUUUUCCAAAGAAGUUUGCCAACCAGUUAUUCCGUGUUUUCGACGAGAAUGGAGACAAUCAGAUAGAUUUCCGUGAAUUAGUGUGCGGCCUGUCAGCAAUGUGUCGUGGACCAUUUCCCAGUCGACUUUCUUUCCUGGCAAAAUUGUGGGAUGAAGACUGCGAUGCCAAGCUUUCUGAUGCCGAAUUGGAACAGAUGUACGAGGAUUUACAAGUGCCCUCGAAAGAUCGAACGGUAGUGAAAAGCGCUGGGGAUAAAGCUGCAACGGUUGAUUUUGCUACGUGGGCGAAUGAAAACGAGUACGCUAAAGAGCACUAUGCAAUGGCAAUGGAAAUUGGUCAUAUCUGCCUCGGUUUGCGCCCAGAAUCACAUCUUGUAGGAUUAGCACUUGUCAAUUCUUUCGAACAGCGCUCAAAGGAUUUACCUCUGGCUGAAUGGAAUAUCGUCUCUUCUGUUUGGCACGCUGAAUGGGCAAAAGCGGCGGCGGAGGGCAAAACACCACCACCUGUUGAUAAUUCUUCUAUCAAAGGCACAAAAGCGGACGACGGAUGGAGCGGAAAGGUUGCUUGCUUAUCGCUGGAAUCGGCGAAUCUUCGUGCAGAUUUGACCCCGAAAGACUACAUCGCAGUGCCUUCAGCACUCUGGCGAGCAUGGCUUCGCUGGCAUGGAAGCGCGCAAUCGGUGGACGGUCAAUUCACUCGUAAAAGGCUCAGCGGCGAAUUCUUCCCGGAUGGAAAAGAGGCGUUAGAGCUGUAUCCUAUGGAUAUUCUAUUAUUGGGACAUGACAAGAAGAAACUGAAGGACGUUGAUGGCAUACAGCAGACAUCGCCAUGGGCGUGCGCGCAGGUUUCUCGAAGUUGUACUGUGGACGAGCUCUUGCAGUUGUGUAGAAGCGAGCUGAGGCUUGGCGACGGAGAUGCAAGGUUGUGGCUUGUUGGCGAUGAAGGAAAUACAUUGCUUGAUGACGGAAAGCGGACGCUUCAUCAGCUAAGUGUGAAGGGAAAACGGGUGAAUAAGUUCCUGCUAGAACUGAGAGAUGCAAACGGUGUUUGGCCUGAAGAGUUGCGUGCUUCGUUAACUGGAACACAGAUAUCGUCGUUGGCGUGUACCACAGGUCGUCCUGGUGCCGUGGGUCUUGUGAAUUCUGGCAACUUUUGCUACCGUAAUGCGGCUAUACAAUGUCUUGCACGUGUCUCACCUCUUACGGAAUACUUAUUGAACGAAGCAAGUUUGAAUGCUUUGAAGAAGUAA
Molecule: messenger RNA, 1764 nt
Organism: Cooperia oncophora
Lineage: Eukaryota; Metazoa; Nematoda; Chromadorea; Rhabditida; Trichostrongylidae
Source: the annotation of a GenBank genome assembly